This is a messenger RNA of Trichechus manatus latirostris (Florida manatee), 468 nucleotides long. It is a transcript of the gene COMMD6, whose product is annotated as COMM domain containing 6. The coding region runs from base 8 to 307 and encodes 99 amino acids. Gene Ontology annotation, molecular function: NF-kappaB binding. The transcript has 4 exons. NCBI's taxonomy places the organism in Eukaryota, Metazoa, Chordata, Mammalia, Sirenia, Trichechidae. The record is from RefSeq and is a predicted model, not a curated record.
CCGGCGGAUGGUCUGCGUGAGGUCGCGUAGCGAGCCUUGGGAACUUGCUAUGGAGGAGUCCAGUGAGCCACUACUGGAUGCCAAAUCCGGGGUCACCAAUCAGCUUAUAGAUUUUCAGUGGAAACUGGGUAUGGCUGUGAGCUCGGACAGUUGCAGAUCUCUCAAGUAUCCUUAUGUUGCAGUGAUGCUAAAAGUAGCAGAUCAGUCAGGCCAAGUGAAGAACAAAUCCUUUGAGAUGACAAUUCCACAGUUUCAGAAUUUCUACAGACAGUUCAAGGAAAUUGCUGCUGUUAUUGAAACUGUAUGAAAACUGAUUACUUUGCUGCUGGAUGGCUGUCAUUGUUCUAAGAUCAUAGACUUCACUUUCUGCAACAAUGCUGCAUAAGGAGCAAAUGAUAUUUAUUGAAUGAAAAUUGCCCUUUUGUUUUUCCAUUUUUUUAAAUAAUAAAAAAAUCAGACAAACAGGAA